ACAAAAAAAAAAACCUUCUCUUUGCUUCCUUACAUAGAACGGUGUAUGGCUGAUUCAACACCGCUUCUUUCCGACUCCGACAAGCCGCCGGAACCCAAACGGCCUCCACGAUCCCUCGAUGAAACCAUCGAGCGCUGCAUUGGAGGCUUCGGGUGGCUCCAAAUCUUUCAAGCAAUACUCGUUUCAUUUGCUUGGGUCUUUGACGCUCAGCAAACUUUCAUCAGUGUAUUCACCGAUGCUGAACCGUCGUGGCACUGCACCGAUGAAUCGGUUUGCAACAGUUUUUCCAGCAUUUGUCAACUCCCCAAGGGUUCAUGGUCUUGGGAUUGGCCUGCGCACACGUCGAUUAUAUCGGAAUGGGGCCACGAGUGUUCCACCUCGUUCAUCACUGGGUUGCCUGCUUCUUCUUUCUUCAUGGGCUGCCUAGUAGGUGGACUCGUGCUCGCCACGCUCGCUGACUCAACUCUCGGCCGUAAAAACAUGCUUUUAUUCUCAUGUCUAAUGAUGUCUUUAUCUUCCAUCUUCACCGUUUUUUCAUCCAAUAUUUGGAUCUAUUCAGCCCUGAGAUUCUUCAACGGAUUUGGCCGCGCAACUGUCGGAACAUGUGCCCUGGUGUUAUCAACCGAGCUAGUCGGAAAACGGUGGCGCGGCCAGGUCGGUGUUAUCGGUUUCUUCUGUUUCACUUUAGGGUUCCUGUCAUUACCAGCAAUGGCAUAUGUAAAUAGAGGUUCGUCAUGGAGAACUCUGUACCUCUGGAUUUCGGUGCCAAUAAUUUUGUACUGUAUAUUAGUUCAUUUCUUAAUUCCCGAGUCUCCAAGAUGGCUUUUCGUCAAAGGACGCAAAGAGGAAGCAGUUACAACACUCAAAGGCUUGGCUCAGACUGCUAGUGCCUUGACACUGAGUUUCUCAAAUGUCCUAAUCGAGCAAGACUCUUGGGACGACGAUAAUGUAGAUAUUUACUCUUCAAUCAGGAUACUAUUGAACAAGCGAUGGGCUGCUCAAAGGCUAACGGGCGUAAUGGUUACGGGUUUCGGGAUCGGUAUGGUGUACUAUGGGAUGCCAUUAGGCCUUGGAAAUCUAUCAGUCAAUCUCUAUUUAGGCGUCACAUUAAACGCCUUAUCCGAGCUCCCAGCAUCACUGAUUACAUUCUUCCUUAUAGGUAAAAUUAGCAGGAAAGAGUCAUUGUUGGGUUUCACAAUCUUAAGCGGUGUGUGCAGUGUGUUGUGCGUGGUGAUGAGCAGAGUGUGGCCAAGUUUACAGAUAGCAAUGGAGCUGAUAUCUUUCUUCAGCGCUUGCGCGGCGUACAACAUGACGAUGAUUUACACGUUAGAGCUGUUCCCCACAUGCGUGAGGAACUCGGCACUCUCGAUGGUGAGGCAAGCGCUUGUUCUUGGGGGAGUAUUCAGCCCGCUGCUUGUGGCCGCUGGGAGGGAAAAUAACUUGAUAUCUUUUGGGGUUUUCGGGUUGGCGAUCGGGAUUUGUGGGCUACCGUUGAUAGGGUUGCCGGAGACGAAAGGCGGCACAAUAUGUGACACCAUGGAUGAAGAAGAGCACAAACAGAACCAAAAGGCGGCGGCCGCAAUUCCAACGUUGGCAUAAGCUGUAUGGGGUCUAUUGUCCUAAUCAUUGGCAACUAGCCAAUAAUUACACAUCUUGCUUGUUAUCAUUACUUGUUAAUGCCGUAUUGGUUGUACAACUCUUGAAGAUCUUUUGUAUGAAUAAAUAUUGUUUAAAUCGUUAAAAAUAAAUAUAAUAACUAUAUUUUAACAAA
This is a messenger RNA of Hibiscus syriacus, 1771 nucleotides long. Its product is annotated as organic cation/carnitine transporter 3-like. Gene Ontology annotation, cellular component: membrane. Gene Ontology annotation, biological process: transmembrane transport. Lineage: Eukaryota; Viridiplantae; Streptophyta; Magnoliopsida; Malvales; Malvaceae. The transcript has a single exon. Gene Ontology annotation, molecular function: transmembrane transporter activity. Bases 46 to 1599 code for a protein of 517 amino acids. The record is from RefSeq and is a predicted model, not a curated record.